Messenger RNA from Schistosoma guineensis, 1296 nucleotides. The record is from the annotation of a GenBank genome assembly. NCBI's taxonomy places the organism in Eukaryota, Metazoa, Platyhelminthes, Trematoda, Strigeidida, Schistosomatidae.
GGCAGAUUUAUUAUAAAUUGGGCUGUGGAUCAACGAAUAUAAAUCAAUCAUUGAUUCAUUUUAAAAUUUAACGUCGAAACUAUUGUUGAUUUCUUAUAAUAUUCAAAUCAGUUUAGUUAAAUUAAUUGCAUCAUUGUAAACUAUUGGAAUGUAUAGUCGAAAGUUAUUUUAUUGUUAUAGUGGAGUGUACAUGAUCCAUUUUAUUUUCUAUGCUAUUUUCAUGAGUGUCAUUUUAACAACUGGAAAUGCAAAUGAUUCGUUUACUAGUUCUGCAUCUGAGUCAACUGAUAACCUUAGCGAUACAACGUUAUCAUCCACAACUUGGACACAAACGGAUCCUUCGGCUAUGACAUUAAGUACAGAGACUGCUGAUGUUGCUUCAGUAGCAAGUACUGAUAUUGAUGUUACUGGCAAAACUAGCACCACUACUCCAGUGGGAUCUGAAGGGACUAGUGACACUUCAUCAAGUACUGACAAUGUUUCAUCUGAGUCCUCUGAUACAGAGUUGAAUGUUACACGACAAAGUAACAAAUCUGUGAUUGCCAAUGUGGUUGGAGAGGAGUCUUUGGAUGUGAGAACAACGGAGUCAGAGUCCUCGGUGAGUCUAAAGACUACUCUUCAAGAAAGUGAGACAAGUACCACGGAAAUUGUGUCUUCGAGCAUGGAAAGUGAACAGGGAAAAUACCGAACUACAGAUAAUCCUAAGAUAGUUACAAGUACGCCUGGAAUAAUGAAUGGUGUAUCAUCAUUGAAAGUUGCUCACAUUUUACAGUUGUUAAUUCUAUUUACAUUACAUAUAGUUUAUUGAUAGUAAUGGAAUGGUGGACUAUUUGAUUAGCAUUUAAAAUAAUUCGUACGUAUCCUAGUUUCUGUAUAACAAAGAAUUCGUCAAACUAUAAAAGACAUGCAAUUAAUAUUAUUAUUAUUAACAUUACUGUUGCCAUUAUUAUUAUUAUUAUUAUUAUUAUUAUUAUUAUUAUUAUUAUUAUUAUUAUUAUUAUUAUUCAUUUCAUAUUCUGUUUAAUCCACAACAUUGAAAGAAAAAAAAACAUUCUCGUUUUGUUUUGUUCUUUUUCUCGUUCGAACAUUUUUUUUAAAGGUUGUUGCAUAUUAAUAGUUCGUAAUUGUGGAUUCAAAUAUUUCCCCCCUAUUGUUUGUUUAUUCUAUAGUUCCGUUAAUUUACUGAACUUAUUUAUUUUACCGAAAAAAAAGUGUAUGGAUAUAAGUUUGGUCCUGUCAUUAUUGAAUAAUUAUAUAUUUCAUUAUUAUUAUUAAAACAAUUGUGAUUUCUUUAAA